GGACCCUCUAUCCAUGUGACACCAAGUUCUGUGGGAACCUCUGUCCCUGUGAUGCCAUGCUCUGUGGGACCAUCUGUUCAUGUGACACCAAGCUCUGUGGGACCCUCUGUCCAUGUGACACCAAGCUCUGUGGGACCCUCUGUCCCCAUGACACCAUGCUCUGUGAGACCCUCUGUCCCUGACACCAUGUUCUGUGGGACCCUCUGUCCCCAUGACACCAUCCUCUGUGGGACCCUCUGUCCCGUGACACCAUGCUCUGUGGGAACCUCUGUAUCCAUGACACCACGCUCUGUGGGAACCUCUGUAUCCAUGACACCAAGCUCUGUGGGACCCUCUGUCCCAGUGACACCAUGUUCUGUGGGACCCUCUGUCUCCAUGACACCAAGCUCUGUGGGACCCUCUAUCCAUGUGACACCAAGUUCUGCUGAGCUGACACUGCUGGGGUGA
This is a messenger RNA of Erinaceus europaeus (western European hedgehog), 447 nucleotides long. Its product is annotated as mucin-2-like. The transcript has 3 exons. The coding region runs from base 52 to 447 and encodes 131 amino acids. Lineage: Eukaryota; Metazoa; Chordata; Mammalia; Eulipotyphla; Erinaceidae. The record is from RefSeq and is a predicted model, not a curated record.